This is a messenger RNA of Micromonas commoda, 2717 nucleotides long. RefSeq names its product flagellar associated protein (gene FAP189). The record is from RefSeq and is a predicted model, not a curated record. The transcript is spliced from 2 exons. Gene Ontology annotation, cellular component: cytoskeleton. Bases 1 to 2607 code for a protein of 868 amino acids. Lineage: Eukaryota; Viridiplantae; Chlorophyta; Mamiellophyceae; Mamiellales; Mamiellaceae.
AUGAGCGAGACCGCCUCGGGGCGCGCGUCGCCCACGAUCGGCGACCGGCUCACCGAUGACUUCAACAAGGUCAUCGCGGAGCUGGAGAACGACCCGGCGAUGGCCAAGUUCAAGGAGGAGUACGAGAAGGUCUUCAGCGCGCUGGUCAACUCCAACGACAGCGAGAAGCGGCUGGUCCAGAAGUGCCGCGACCUCAACGCGGAGAUCGUCGCCAACGCGGCGAAGGUCCAGAGCGCGCUGAAACUGGCGGACGAGGACCAGGGAACGAUCGACAAGCUCAAGGGCGAGGUGGAGAAGGCGUGGAAGAUGGUGGACGCGUCCAAGGAGAAGGAGACGCGAGCCAAGGAGAAUGUCCAGGCGCUGAAGAAGGAGGUCGCCGAUCUCUCCAAAGCCGCCGCGCAGGGGGGCAGCGGCGGCGCGAAGCAGCAGGAGCAGCUGAAGGACAUGAUGCGGCAGCGCGAUGAACUCGCGGCGGAGCGCGACGAGCAGGUGAACCAGAUCGUCAUGCUCCGGGAGGAGGUCAUGGAGGUGACGGAGCAGCUCAGAGCGGCGGAGGCGGAAAAGUUGCGAAUGGAGAAUGAGCUGCAGAUCCUGCGCGACGACGCCGCGUCCGCCAGGGCCGCGACGGACAAGGAGACCAAACGCAAGGAGAAGAUGGAGCGCGACAUGAAGGAGCUGAAAGAGCUCCUCGAGGAGAAGACGUACGAGAUCAAGCAGAAGCAGCACUCGCUCAAAGAGGGUGACGAGGCGGUGAAGCGCCUGGAGAAGCUCCUGAAGGACCAGCAGGGCGCCACGUCCAGGGCCCAGAAGGACUACAACGGCCUGAGCGAUAAGCUCACCAAGCUGCAGAGGGACCUCAGCGACGCGGUGCAGAACAACGCAAACCUGGCGCAGAGCAACGCCAACGCGCAGAUUGAGCUCAAGGCGAAGGAUGACGAGAUUAACCUCGCCAAGCUGGAAGCCGGCAGGAUCGACAAGGCCAAGGAUGCCGCGCUGGGAAAACUCAGAGCCGCCGAGGCUGCCAAGGAAGAGGUUGAGAAAAACCGCGACGAUCUUAAGCGCACGAUCGCCGACCUCGAGCGGGACAUCGACGCCAUGCGCAAGCAGGGCGAGCUCGAGAAGAAGAAGCAGGAGGAGCUCAUGCGCGAGAGGGACGUCCUCACCAAGCUCAAGUCGCAGGCGGAUUCCGCCACGCAGAAGCAGGCUGACCUCGUCCGCAUCACCGAGAACAACAAGAAGACGCUGGAGCAGGAGAUCGCCGGGUACCGAUCCGAGGCUUCGAAACAGGCGAAGGCCAUCUUCGGUUUGGAGCAGGAGCGGGAGAAGUUUGCCAACGAGGCGAGCGCCACGACGGCAAAGUUCCUCGAGGCGCUCGAGGAGGUGAAGAUGCGCGAGAUGGCGAUCGUCGACCUGCAGAAGAGCAUCGCGGACGGAAACGCGAAGCUCAAGGCGCAGCAGAGCAUGUACGAGGCUGUUCGCACCGACCGCAACAUGUACAGCAAGAACCUGCUCGAGGCGCAGGAUGAAAUCGCCGAGAUGAAGCGCAAGUUUAAGAUCAUGAACCACCAGAUCGAGCAGCUCAAGGAGGAGAUCUCCACCAAGGACCUCGCCCUGGUCAAGGAGCACUUCGACCACAUGAAGGUGGAGAAGGAGAAGGAGAGCCUCCGAUUCGAGCUCAACAAGGCGGCGAUGAACAUCAAGGAGGCGGAGUCCUCGAUUGAGUCGCAGAAGCUGGAGCUUCAGCGCUUGAAUCAGAUCAUCAACGAGUCCGACGCGGCGAUCGGCAAGCAGGAGAAGGAGCUCGCAGGCGUCGUCAACGAUCGCGACAUCCUCGGCACCCAGCUCAUACGCAGGAACGACGAGCUCGCGCUGCUGUACGAGAAGAUCAAGAUCCAGGCGUCCAUCUUGGCGAAGGGCCAGAUCCAGUACCAGGACAGGCUCAACGAACUCCGGGUGCUGAAGAUCAAGCUCGGGGAUCUGAAGCGCGAGCUCGGCGUGCUGAAGCACUCGGUGGGCUCCAUCGACGUCCUGAAGCGGGAGGUGCACAGACUCGGCAAGGAGCUCCUGCAGGAGCGCACCAAGACCAAGGCGCUCACGGAGGAGCUGGAGAACCCCCUCAACGUGCACCGGUGGAGGAAGCUGGAGGGCAGCGACCCCACCGCGUACGAGAUGAUCCAGAAGAUUCAGGCGUUGCAGAAGCGCCUGAUCGCCAAGACGGAGGAGGUCGUGGAGAAGGACUUGCUCGUGAGGGAGAAGGAGAAGCUGUACAAGGAGCUCAAGGCGAUUCUCGCGAGGCAGCCCGGGCCCGAGGUUGCGGAGCAGGUGAGCGUGUACCAGCGUCAGCUGCGGGAGAAGACGCGGCAGAUGAAGGCGAUGGCGAGCGAGCUCAACAUGUACCAGGCGCAGUCGUCCGAGUACAAGUACGAGGUUGACAAGCUGACGCGAGACUUGGGCGACGUCAAGAAGAAGUACUUUGAUCACAAGCGGAGACAAGAGGCGGAGCUCCGAGGCGCGGAUCGGGAAAACGCCGGCGGGAAGAGGCAGACGGCGCAGGCGACGGCGCGGGGAGGCGCUCGGUUCACCGGCGGCGGCUUCGGUCUCAACUGACGGCGAGGGCGAGGGGCGGACGCGCGGACGUGGACCCGAGAUGAUUCCCUACUCUGAGGAAAGUAUUCUCUGUGAUUGAUACACGACUGCUAACGAACAAAUUAAGCUGA